AUGGCAAGUUUUAGUAGGAAUGUUGUUAACCAGGACAAUUCAAGUGACUCAGCUUCAGACAAUAUUGUCGAUCGAUCAUGCGAGCCUUGUAUGAAAAACAGCUUGACAAACAAGGCCACUCUGUUCUGCUUGACAAACAAGGCCACUCUGAUCUGCAAGGUUUGUAACGUUCUGCUGUGUGACCAGUGCAGACAUCCACACACCAUUCAUAUAGUUGGGAAGCAUGAAAUAGUCCGUAUUAAGGGCAUGGAUUCAGUCCCGGUGGUAGUGGACAUGAUAGGCAUGAACACCUGUCAGUCGCAUGGCAAGAAGAUCAAGUAUUACUGCAAUGACCAUUCCAAGCUCUGCUGCACUACUUGUGCGAUCUCACAUGGCAAAUGUGAUCAAUUAGAUGAAAUAGCCAGUGUGUCUGAACGAAAAGUGCCAGACCCGAGUUUCUUAAAACAGAUCUUACUACAAUCAGAAGCGGAUGCAGACUCUUUAAUAGUGGACUGUGAGCAGUCAAAGGCGGAUUUUAAUCAGUCCAUUGUAGACAUUUCUACAGAAUUGCAUGAAAUGAGAGACCGUGUCAUGAAACUGUUUGGCAUGGCUGAGAAGAGCAUUAUGAGUGAAGCGAAUGCAAUAAAGUGUGUGUAG
Molecule: messenger RNA, 636 nt
Organism: Dreissena polymorpha
Lineage: Eukaryota; Metazoa; Mollusca; Bivalvia; Myida; Dreissenidae
Exons: 1
Coding region: 1-636 (211 amino acids)
Molecular function (GO): zinc ion binding
Source: RefSeq, a predicted model, not a curated record